AUGACUUUACGAAAACCCAGCAAGUAUGGGACUAAAUUCAGAUCGAGCUCGGCAUCCUUCAAUCCAAAGCGCGCGAAAACCAUCGGAUCCUCUUCCCUUAGAUCAACCGAAGCGACAUCGCAAGAUGAGAAGUACCAGGCAGUUAGGCUGGCAAACAGCAUUGACGAGACAAUGGGGUUCCCCAGGUUCGAAUCUGGAAAACCAAGGACUGGUUGGCUAAUUAACAUGCACAGCACCAUAAUAGAGGACCCAAAGGUGCCUGGAGGACGGGCUGGUGUUGAAUACUACUUCCUGGAAGACAAUGGGACCAGUUUCAAAGCCACAAUCGAAUAUGAUCCGUACUUCUUGAUCGCGACGAAGAGAGGUCAUGAGAUUGAGGUAGAGGAAUGGUGCAAAAGGAUGUUCGAAGGCAUGGUGAAAAGCGUUAAGCUGGUUGAGAAGGAAGAUCUCCAGAUGCCGAAUCAUCUCCUCGGUCACAAGCGGAGGUUCCUGCAACUUAGCUUUGCUAAUGUUGGAGACUUGCUGGGAGUCCGUAAAUCGAUAUUACCACUUGCGCAAAAAAAUAAGAAGAAUGUGAAUUCCAUGGACACAUACGCGGAGAUGGCUAGCGCAAAUGUUGGAUUUGACCUUUUCGACGAAGAAGUUAAUGAUAAACCUCAAAAUGCAUUUAUAGAUGCUGGCGAGUAUAUUGUUGACAUUCGAGAGUAUGAUGUUCCCUAUCACGUUCGAGUUUCUAUUGAUAAAGAUAUUCGGAUCGGAAAGUGGUAUACAGUCCAGUCGAAGAACGGGGUAAUUUCUUUAAGCUGUAUUGAGGACCGGCUUACGCGAGCGGACCCUGUUGUGUUAGCUUAUGACAUUGAGACGACCAAGCUACCUCUGAAAUUCCCUGAUGCGGUUAUCGACCAGAUAAUGAUGAUAUCGUACAUGAUUGACAGACAAGGGUAUCUCAUAACGAAUAGGGAAAUCGUGUCUGAAGAUAUUGACGAUUUCGAGUAUACGCCGAAGCCCGAGUACGAUGGCCCGUUUACUAUAUUUAAUGAACCAGAUGAAAAGAGGGUUAUCGAACGCUUCUUUGCUCAUAUUAAGGAGGUGAAACCUACUGUAAUUGCAACUUACAACGGUGACUUCUUUGACUGGCCGUUUGUUGAGGCUCGAGCUAGCGUGCAAGGGAUUGACAUGUAUGCUGAAAUUGGGUUUCGGAAGAAUAGUGAGGAUAUCUACCAAAGCAACUAUUGCGUUCAUAUGGAUUGCUUUGCAUGGGUCAAUCGAGACAGCUACCUCCCUCAAGGAAGUCGAGGUCUUAAAGCCGUCACUGUGGCGAAAUUGGGCUAUGAUCCCGACGAGCUUGACCCAGAGGUCAUGACAAGAUACGCGAGCGAACGCCCCCAGACGUUAGCUGAAUAUUCCGUUUCCGAUGCCGUGGCAACAUAUUACCUCUACAUGAAAUACAUCCAUCCUUUUAUUUUCUCUCUCUGUACGAUUAUUCCUCUUAACCCCGACGACGUCCUCCGUAAAGGCACCGGAACCCUCUGUGAGAUGUUACUUAUGGUUCAAGCAUACAGAGGGAACAUCAUUUUGCCAAACAAACAGACAGAGCCUCCCGAAGCGUUCUGGAACGGCCAUUUGUUGGAUUCUCAAACUUAUGUCGGAGGUCAUGUGGAAAGUAUUGAAGCCGGCGUUUUCAGGAGCGAUAUUCCAGUCAAUUUCACCAUCGAGCCAGCUGCAAUUGAGGAGCUUCUUCGAGAUCUUGAUGCCGCUUUGCAAUUUAGUAUCGUUGUGGAGGAGAAAAAGUCUCUUGAUGAUGUUACUAAUUAUGAUCAGGUUAAAUCUCAAAUUAUAGAAAAGUUGCUCAAUCUAAAGGAGACGCCGAAUAGGAACGAGAGACCAUCGAUAUACCAUUUGGACGUUGCAUCCAUGUAUCCUAACAUCAUGACCACCAACCGCCUUCAGCCAGACUCUAUGAUCCAGGAGUCUGACUGUGCGGCGUGUGAUUUUAAUCGACCAGGGAAAACAUGCGAUAGACGUAUGCCUUGGUCUUGGAGAGGUGAAUAUAUUCCCGCAAAGCGGGAUGAAUAUAAUAUGAUUCGACGCGCUGUGACAAACGAGAAAUUCCCGGGUAAAACAAAAAAGAGCCCAAUGAGGGGGUUUGAAGAACUGACCACGAGCGAACAAGCUGCCAUUGUGAAGAAGCGGUUGCAGGACUACAGCAAAAAGAUAUACCACAGAUUAUACGAAAGCAAAACCAUUCAGCGGGAAGCCAUCAUCUGUCAGCGGGAAAAUCCCUUUUACGUUGAUACAGUUCGAAAUUUUAGAGACCGGCGUUAUGACUUUAAAGGUCAACAGAAAGUUUGGAAGGGCAAGGCCGACACGCUAAAGGCUGCUGGAGCUCCCGCAGUUGAAGUUGAGGAGGCCAAAAAAAUGAUUAUCCUUUUUGAUUCCCUCCAACUGGCACACAAGGUCAUUUUGAACAGCUUUUAUGGAUAUGUUAUGCGAAAAGGUUCACGCUGGUACUCAAUGGAAAUGGCAGGCGUGACAUGUCUUACUGGCGCCCAUAUUAUCCAGAUGGCCAGGGAAUUAAUAGAACGGAUUGGCCGCCCAUUGGAACUCGACACCGAUGGCAUUUGGUGUAUGCUUCCAGGAACGUUUCCUGAAAAUUUCGCCUUCACUUUAAAAAAUGGGAAAAAAUUGCCAAUCUCAUACCCUUGCGUCAUGCUCAACCAUCUGGUUCACGGACGAUUUACCAAUCACCAAUACCAAACGCUCGCGGACCCGAAAACUUUCAGAUACGAGACGCAUAGCGACAACUCUAUCUUUUUCGAGGUGGACGGUCCUUACAGAGCUAUGAUCCUUCCAACAUCGAAAGAGGAAAACAAGAAUCUUAAGAAACGAUACGCCGUUUUUAAUCAUGACGGUUCUCUUGCUGAACUUAAAGGUUUCGAGGUCAAACGAAGAGGAGAGCUGAAACUGAUCAAGAUCUUCCAAACCCAGAUUUUCAAGUUCUUCCUGGAAGGCACGACUCUUGCUGAAACCUAUGCGGCUGUAGCUGAGGUUGCGAAUAGAUGGCUUGAUGUUCUACAUAUGCACGGAACAACCUUGGCGGACGAGGAACUCAUCGACUUAAUUUGCGAAAACAGAAAUAUGUCCAAAACAUUGGAGGAAUAUGGCAACCAAAAAUCUACGUCAAUCACCACCGCGAAAAGACUUGCAGGGUUUUUGGGAGAUCAGAUGGUGAAAGACAAAGGUCUGAACUGCAAAUAUAUCAUAUCUGCAAAGCCAAAGAAUUCUCCUAUUACUGACCGCGCCGUACCUGUGGCGAUAUUUUCCGCCGAGUAUAACGUUAAACGUUUCUUCCUACGGAAAUGGUUAAAGGAUGAUCCUGGAGAUAUGGACCCGCGCACGAUCAUUGACUGGGACUAUUAUCUUGAACGAUUAGGCUCUGUGAUUCAAAAGCUCAUAACCAUUCCUGCUGCUCUCCAAAAAGUCCGAAAUCCCGUUCCACGAAUACCUCAUCCAGAGUGGCUCCAACGACGAAUAAAUAUCAAAGACGACAAGUUGAAACAAAAGAAGAUGACUGACUUGUUCGACAAAACCCCGUUAUCUGAUCUACCGACCAACAUAAUGGAUCAUCGUUUACCGGCCAGCGGAUAUAUUGAAGAUAUCGUCUCGCAGUCGGCACAAAAACAUAAGCAAAACGCAGUUAAUAAGAGUGGACAAAAGAGAAAAGUACCUGAGAACUCAACAAGCCAAGUGGACCCAUUCGCUAGCCUUCCAACGACAAUGCCAUCCAUUACUGAAGACUACGAAGAAUGGUUGAAGUAUCAAAAACAGAAAUGGAAAAUCCAAAAACAGGCUCGAAUCCGCCGGCGAAAGCUCUUUGGUGAGAGAACGAGCACGACCACUAACGCGAUUGGUAACUUCUUCCGGAACCAGGCUGAACUUGUUUAUGUUAAAACAUGGCAAAUCUUGCAGCUCAAAGAAACUGAUAUCCCUGGCGAAGUUAGAAUGUUUGUGCUCAUUGACCACAAGAUACACGCGCUUACAAUCAAGGUGCCACGGCACAUCUUCAUUAACCUAAAGCGUGAUGACCUUCCUGAUGUCGAUUUGGCUGGUUGUUCUGUGGAAAAAGUCAACCAUUCGUUACCCAAUGGUCACCCAUCUGUCCAUUUAUUCAAAAUAACUAUGCCAGAAGACACUUAUCUGAAAGAAGCUGACAAAAUUUCUAUAUUGUUAAACCAUCCGAGUGUCGAAGGAGUCUAUGAGAAGAAGGUCCCUUUGAGCAUUCGGGCUGUUUUAAAACUUGGCACACUUUGUACCUUCGAUGAGACUCAACGGGGAGUUUUGGGAGAAGGUCUUGAAAAUGGGUUCGAACUUUCGACACUUUUGCGCGCGGAACAACCAACGCAAAAGUACUUGGUGGACCCUUCUUUGGAGUAUAUAUUUCUCUACCACGUUGUCUCUGGUGACAGACAAGUUUUCACUCUUUGCUCGAGCCGGAAUGAGGAAGCCCAUAUUGUGAUUCUUACACGGCUGAGAGAGGUGCAAGGUUUUCCGAACGUCGAUAAGAUAUACAGGGAAGCGCUCGAGAAGAAAAUCGAGGAGCAUGCGGGCGAAUCUUGGCAACAGAUCUUCGACUAUCAAGAUAAUAUCCAUUUCAAGAUAACUCAAGUAACGACGAGGAGGAAGGCCCUCCUUGAGGUUGGCGAUCUAAUCAAGAAAUUCCGAAACGAAAGCAAUCAGGCAAUUAUGCUGGUCGUUCAGUCUCCCCAAAGGCGCCAAUUGAUGCAGGAGAUACCGAUAAUCAAAGAACAUCCGGUUCUUCCUCUAAGAUCCGAGGCAUCAGAUAACGAUCUGCCCCCUCUCGGCUGGCAAUCCUUUGUUGCGAAGCAAAUAGUAAUGCACUAUUUAGCUCUGGACUCAUGGCUAUUCCAUCUUGGUGAACUAGCAAGAUAUGGCGAUGUGCCUAUCUGCAAUUUAGAAAAGGACGAUCCCAAGUAUUUGAUUGAUAUUGCAUACGCAAGACGGCUGGAACAAAAUAAAAUAGUCCUAUGGUGGUCUCCUUCACCCCUCCCGGACCAUGCCGGUUAUGAAAAGGAUGACAUCCUUGGACCGAUGCAGAAGGUGGAUAUGCCCUCAAGGAACACUCCAGGGGCCUAUUCCUCUGUCUGCAUUGAACUCGAAAUCCGGAACCUCGCAAUCAAUACAAUUCUCACUUCAUCUCUGAUCAACGAACUUGAGGGAAGCGAAUCUACUUUGUUGAAUCCUGUUACGCCGAACGAAGCGGGAGCUUCGGACGGAACAGGCGUGUUAUAUUCGGAUACUGCCUUCGCUUCAGCAGGCAUUCUUGUCUUGCGUGACUUGGUGAAGUCUUGGUGGGCGGAGGCCUGUCAAGGAAAUGGAAUGGCUGAUAUCAUGGUCCAACAUUUGAUUCGAUGGGUGGAGAGUUCGGACUCUUUCCUCUAUGACCGGUCACUACAUUACCAUGUGCAAAUGAUGUCUAAGAAGGCAUUUCAACAACUGAUGACUGAUUUCCGACGAGUGGGUUCCCAGAUAAUCUUCGCCAGCCCUAGUCGAUUAUUACUUCAAACUACCAAGGCUGAAGUGGGGAACGCGUACGCUUACAGUCAGUAUAUCCUCAAAUCAAUAAAGGAGAAGCCACUCUUUCAUUUCCUGGAUUUGGAAAUCAAGGAGUACUGGGAUUAUCUUGUUUGGUACGACGAAUUCAAUUUCGGUGGGAAGGGUUGUCAAGAGGUCGUUGAAGCUGAGAACCAAGAACUUGAAACAGUCAUGCAUUGGCAGCUGAGCAAGUUCCUCCCAACACCCUUACAAUCCGUCUUCCUCGAAUGGGUGGUUGAGUACAUUGAACUCAUGCAUGGGCUGAAGCGACCCGCUAUUGAUAGCGGAGGGGCAGACCCUCCUAGAGCCACGCAGCUACCGUUCCAAUCAAUUACUGACCUUGACUCUGGGGAGAUGACUUCAAUACUCACCGAAUCGUUCUCCAAGCCACUAAAGAGGCAAAUUGCAGGGCUCAUACGGCGACAACGUGAUGAGCUCCUUCAUCCUGAACUGGCCUCCGACUAUGUAUUCCCCACACUCCCUGGCGCAUCAUGGCGUGCAACAAAACCCGAACGCAACCCAACACUUGAGUUGGUUAAAUCCCUCAUGCAAGUUCUGAGCCUCUGUAAGACCACUACUCUGGAAACGCGACUCCUUCGGCGCGAACUGCUCGCCCUGUUCGAGGUUAAAGAAUUCAGUGAUGCGGGGAGGUUCGAAAAUCCAAGCGGGAGUCUCAAGAUUCCACAGUUGAUAUGCAAUCAUUGUACCAUGACGCGGGAUUUGGACUUAUGUCGAGAUGGUGAUAUAUUACCCGAGAAUGACGCCGAAAGCAUUAGUGCCGGAAGUAAACCUUGGUGCUGUUUGUCUUGCGGCACCGAAUAUGACCGCCUUUCUUUGGAGGAGCGCCUAAUCGGACAGGUACAGGGCCUUGUCGUGGAAUGGCAAACACAAGACCUGAAAUGCUCGAAAUGCGGGAGCCUCCGAGUGAGCGAAUUCAUGGAGCACUGUUCAUGUAGCGGGAGUUGGAUUGCGACGGUGGACCUGAGUGGGAUCGAAAUGAGGUUGAGUCUUUUCAAGAGCGUAGCCGAAUUUUAUGGGCUAAAGAUGCUGACGACUGUUACGAAUGGCGUUUUGGAGAGGAUGUAG
This is a messenger RNA of Blastomyces dermatitidis ER-3, 6699 nucleotides long. Its product is annotated as DNA polymerase epsilon catalytic subunit A. Lineage: Eukaryota; Fungi; Ascomycota; Eurotiomycetes; Onygenales; Ajellomycetaceae. The record is from RefSeq and is a predicted model, not a curated record. Gene Ontology annotation, biological process: leading strand elongation; DNA replication; nucleotide-excision repair, DNA gap filling. Gene Ontology annotation, cellular component: epsilon DNA polymerase complex; nucleus. Gene Ontology annotation, molecular function: single-stranded DNA 3'-5' DNA exonuclease activity; nucleotide binding; zinc ion binding. Bases 1 to 6699 code for a protein of 2232 amino acids. The transcript is spliced from 3 exons.